This is a messenger RNA of Camelus dromedarius (Arabian camel), 3230 nucleotides long. It is a transcript of the gene CCDC112, whose product is annotated as coiled-coil domain containing 112. The record is from RefSeq and is a predicted model, not a curated record. Bases 150 to 1727 code for a protein of 525 amino acids. The transcript has 10 exons. Lineage: Eukaryota; Metazoa; Chordata; Mammalia; Artiodactyla; Camelidae.
CUGUGCUCUGGCCCCGCCCCGUACCUCGGCUGGGCUCUGCAUCCCAGAGGAAGCCCGCCGCCUCAGCAGAGCCAGGACCUGCCCACGCCCGAAGCCGCGCACCCCGAGCUUGGGUGGCCGCAGCGGCCCGAGUGUCUAGGCUUGGAAAGAUGGCCGCUCUGACGACGGUAGUGGUGGCGGCGGCGGCCACGGCUGUAGCCGGGGCUGUGGCGGGGGCGGGCGCGGCCGCUGGGACCGGCGUAGGAGCAGCGCCGGUGCCGCAACAGAAUGAUGGCUGUCUUGGUACUUCAGGUGGAAUUUGUCCUUUUCAGCUUCAAAACUGGAAGCAGAAAGUUAAUCGGACUAAGAAGGCAGAAUUCAUACGCACGGCAGAAAAAUUUAAAAAUCAAGUUAUUAACAUAGAAAAAGAUAAACAUAGUCAUUUCUACAACCAAAAAAGUGACUUCAGAAUGGAACACAGUAUGCUGGAAGAACUGGAAAACAAAUUGAUGAACAGCAGGAAAACAGAAAGAGCAAAAAUCCAGCAACAAUUGGCCAAAAUACACAACAAUGUAAAGAAACUUCAGCAUCAGUUAAAAGAUGUGAAGCCUACACCUGACUUUGUGGAAAAGCUCAGAGAAAUGAUGGAAGAAAUUGAAAAUGCAAUUAACACUUUUAAGGAAGAGCAGAGGUUGAUCUAUGAAGAGCUUAUUAAAGAAGAGAAAACAACUAAUAAUGAGUUGAGUGCCAUAUCAAGAAAAAUUGACACAUGGGCUUUAGGUAAUUCAGAAACAGAGAAAGCUUUCAGAGCAAUGUCAAGCAAAGUUCCUGUAGACAAAGUAACCCCAAGUACUCUUCCAGAAGAAGUGGUAGAUUUUGAAAAAUUCCUUCAGCAAUCAGGAGGGCGACAAGGAGGCUGGGAUGAUUAUGAUCACCAGAACUUUGUAAAGGUGAGAAACAAGCAUAAAGGGAAGCCAGCAUUUAUGGGAGAAGUUCUAGAACACCUUCCUGGAAGAACACAGGAUGAAGUUCAACAGCACGAAAAGUGGUAUCAAAAAUUUCUGGCCCUAGAAGAAAGAAAAAAAGAGUCUAUUCAGAAUUGGAAAACCAAAAAGCAGCAAAAAAAGGAGGAAAUUUUCAAAUUAAAGGAAAAGGCGGAGAACAUACCUAUGCUUUUUCAUAAUAAACAGGAGGACAAUCAAAAGCAAAAGGAAGAACAAAGGAAGAAGCAGAAAUUGGCAGUUGAAGCUUGGAAAAAACAGAAAAGUAUAGAAAUGUCAAUGAAAUAUGCUUCCCAGUUAAAAGAAGAGGAAGAGAAGGAGAAAAAGCAGCAGAAAGAGCGCCAACGCCAGUGUAAACUAAAAUUGCUGCUAGAAAAUUACACCCAGCAGAAGAAAGAACAGGAAGAAUUUUUGAGACUUGAAAAGGAGAUAAGGGAAAAGACAGAAAAGGCAGAAAAAAGGAAAACUGCUGCUGAUGAAAUUUCCAGAUUUCAAGAAAGAGAUUUACAUAAACUUGAAUUGAAAAUUCUAGAUAGACAAUCAAAGGAGGAUGAAAAGGCAGAAAAACAAAGAAAAUUGGCAAAAUUAAAAGAAAAGGUUGAAAACAAUGUUAGGAGAGAUCCCUCUAGGCUUUACAAACCUACUAAAGGUUGGGAAGAACGGACCAGAAAGAUAGGACCAGCAGGCUCUGGGCCACUUCUGCGUAUCCCACAUAGGGCUAUUCCAACCUGGAGACAAGGAGUUUAGUAAAGAAUAUGGGAUAAUGAAAUUGGUGUUCAGUUGAUAAGAAUGUUUGCACAUUCAGUUAAACAAGGAGAGAGUGACUAACCGUGUUCUUUAAAUAUCGCUAGCCUAGUCAGAUUGACUAUUGUGUCAUAUGUGAAUUGACAAGUAUGAAGUUCCAUGUGGCUUUGUCACUAGUAUUUCCUGUUUAUACUAAGAGGGUAUUUAAUGUAUAAGUUGGCCUGUUAUUGAUGUAAAAGUUCUCUGAAUAAGUUUAUGUUAGAAAUAUUUCAUUUAAACAGAACAUUUCAAAGAUACUUUGUUUUUGUCAUGGCAUAGCAAAAGAAACUAACACAAUCAUAGAAUGACAUUUUUAAAUGAAAAUUUUAUUAUAACUUGGAGCUAAAUUAGCUUGAGUAAAGUGGAAAGUUUUUUUUGAGUUAUGAAAUAAGUUAGUACUUUUUCUAAGUUAAACAAAUGGGUAAUUUGUCAGUUACUACACUUUUGUCUAACAAAUAUUUUGUAUUUGUUUCAAGCAUGCUUUGUUUUAUAUAGAGAAUAUUUAUUUUAAAAAUAUGCCUCUCACCUCAUAUAUACCCUAUUAUUUGUAUUAUUGAUAUAAUCUUUUUGGUUUCCUUCAGCUAUUUCAAAUUUCCUUUGAGCCCUUCUGGACUUCACAUAUUUAUAAAAUCUUCGUGUCUUCCACAUCUUCCUGGCUCAGCAGUUUUCUUUUCUGCUCUGUUUGUCCCAAAAUAUGAACAUUCUCUGUUUUGAAACAUCAUCUGAAAUAAGCUGGCUUUAGAAUCCUGAUUUCUCUUGGUGGUGUUUAAAAUGUUUUAAAAUUGCUGGACUACUAUAUUUGGUCAAAAGAAUCAAUUUUAAAAUUUCCAAACUUCUGUAAAGAAAAACACCAUUUAACCUAAUUUGACUUUACUUUUCAUAUUAAAAAAUCUUAAUUCCUGAGUUUAAUUAGUUCCCAUCUUAUAGAAAAGUUAUUAUAUACAUAAUAAAUAAAAGAAACUCAUUUCUUAUGAUUUUUAGUGUAUCUUUAAUUGUAAUUUGAUGUAUUUGGGUCAAAUGACUCAGGUAUUAAUCUACUAUGAGUAGUGGUCAAAACCUUUUCUUACUUUAUGGUUAUUAUUCAAAGUAGAUGGCUUCCAAAUUUUGGAAAAUAAAUUCUUAUUAUACAAUUUUGGGUGCAAAAUGAGAGAAUUAACAUAAAACAUUCUUAAUCAGGAAUGCCCAUGUUAUUUGUUGUACUUGUUCUUCUUAGCUUUUUUAAAUGAUUUGAGGCAGUUUAUAAAUAUAGAACAGGACAAGGGAAUUUAAAAACAGAACUGAACAGCUACAAGACACAGAAAGUAAAAGUUUAUUUAUGCAUUGCUUUCUAACUUGUUGCUUUUUGUUGUAUACAAAUGCAGCUUUCAGUUUCCUGAAUCUAAGGUAAGCCUACUGGGUGAUGUGAUUCUUACGGCUUUUUGUUUAUUUUUUGUUUGGUUUGUUAAUAAAAGAAAGUAUGAAAGUGAA